AUGUCGCGCUUCGGAAUUGACCUACUUGGCCGGGAAAACACACCGCCGGGUUAUCAUUCUGCUUUGGAAUUAUGGAGGAUUCAAAAUCUUGGCCCACCGCCCGAUCAACUAGCAACUCAGACGAUUGAUUUAAGCACGAGCUUCAAAUUAGUCUACCCUGACAAAAACUUGAACAACAAGCUCACUUGGAUACCUAGGAAAUCAAAGGGGAAGUUUUUAAUUUCAAUUCCAGCCCUUUCCACGACAUUCGAGCAAUUCCGUGAAAUCGUUGCUAGAAAGUGCAAAGAGAAUUCUGAGGGUGCCGGAGUGAUCAUUCAAAACGCGCUUGAGUCCGGCUCUCCUGGAAUCAACUGGAAGGUCUGGAUGAAUCUUCCAGCAGCCCACGAGUUUAAAAAGAACACCAACUAUAAAGUUAACAAAAUCAAUUCAUUCAUUCACUGGACGGCAAACAUCAUUGCAAAUGGGAAGGACAGGACCGAUGCGAGCUUGGAAGUCAAAAUGAUCAGCCCAGCCGAUUUAGAGAAAGAAGCAAAGGUGGCUGUGAAGAUCAAACGACAUGUAACGACCCAUGCGGUGUGGUGA
Molecule: messenger RNA, 582 nt
Organism: Puccinia graminis f. sp. tritici CRL 75-36-700-3
Lineage: Eukaryota; Fungi; Basidiomycota; Pucciniomycetes; Pucciniales; Pucciniaceae
Exons: 2
Coding region: 1-582 (193 amino acids)
Source: RefSeq, a predicted model, not a curated record